AUGGUUGAAUCAAUAACUGCGGAACAUAAUCAUCACUUAACAUUGGAAAUUGUAAAUAAAAAUACACUAACUAACGAUAUACAAGAUAAUACAGUUAACAUCGCAGCGAGUAUGAUGAAUCGAUCGGUAAACACUCAAAUGACUAUUAACAAUACUCCAGGGUUGGAUACAAUAUUGUCUUCCACUACUGCUGCUACCACCACUACCGCACAACAAACAUCACUUCAAUCACAUCAUUCGCCUCAAGAAUCCUCAUCUUCAACAUCACCAUCGCUGCCGCCUCCUCCUCCUCCUGUUUCAUUACCACCUUCAUUACCACUGACGUUACCAUUAUCAUCAUCCAUCACUACAUUAGAAGCAACAACAACAAUCAAUGCUAAUACUGUUGAUGCAGAAUUAAUUAACAAUACUCCAGUUGUUUCUAACUCAUGGAAUUUGGCCCCAGAUGGCACAGAAAAUAUUCCAGUAACUAAUCCUCAAAUGAAUUUGAUUGAUAUAGGCGAUCAUCCUGUUCACGAGACAAAUAUUAAGAAAACACCGAAAUCAUCAACAAAUGAUGUUAUAGAACAAUCAUCUUCACAAAUACAAACACAACAAGUGCAGAACCAGCAACAACAUCAUUAUUCACAACCUAUAACAACUUCUACAGAUAUUUAUAAUAUUAGAAAUCAAAUACCUGAAAAUAUAUCGCCCAGAAAAAAUUCUUUAAACAUUGGCACAAACCUACAACAAUCUUCACAAAUUCAAAAUCCAACAACGAUUAGUUUACCAACAAGAAUGAAACAAACUGAUUUACAUUUUAUUGUUGAUUCAUCAGAUUCUACCGGCUCGCCUUUUUAUAAUCAUGUCGAGUCUUCUCCGACAGUAACUUACAACAAUAUGCCGAUAGAUCAAUUAUACAUAGUAUUGGGGAGACUUCAAUUUCCAAAUUUAAGUAAAGAACAACUUAUUGCAAAAAUUGAAUCUUUCGAAAGUCAAGAUAGUGAUAAAAGAACUUCAAGAUCACGGUCAACUUCUUCUACAUCUUCCUCCUCCACUGUCAAAUCAAAAAUCUCACAAUUUUCAUCCUCUGAUAUAAAAAAAACCAAAAAUAAACGUUUAAGGAAAUCAGAUGAUAUCAAAGAUGGAAUCAAUUCAAAUUUAAUCGCCACAGGCACUUCUUUUGAUCAAAUGGAAGCAAUAGACUCUAGAAUGGGAAACACUCAGGAUAAUCAAGAUUCCGAGAAAAAUGAAGUUCAUCGAUGUAUGUGGAGAGAUUGUUCAAAAGUAUAUACUACUUUGGAAUUAUUAAUUGCUCACGUUGGUGACACGCAUAUUGGUAGUGGCAAGUCAACGUAUUUGUGUGACUGGGAAGGAUGUACAAGAAACUUAAGACCGUUUACAAAAAGGCACAAGAUGUGUAAUCAUUUAAGAACACAUACAGGGGAAAGACCAUAUGCUUGCAAUGUUAAUGGUUGUGGCAAAAAAUUCUCAAGGCCUGAUUCUUUAACAACCCACAAAAAAACCCAUUCAAACCAUCGGCCAUAUGUUUGUCAACAUAAAGGUUGUAGUAAAGCAUAUUAUCACUCGAGAUCUCUUCGUAAACAUGAAAAAUCUCAUGAAACGCCACGCACAUUACAUCCUUUACCAACUCCUGUUCAUCCUCGUACUGCCACUCCUCCAACUCAAAAUAAUGGUGAGCCAUACAGAGAAAAUGUCAUUGUUCCUUCUGAAAUUCCCAAUCCAUUUGCUAUUUAUUUGGCUUUUUGA
This is a messenger RNA of Entrophospora candida, 1749 nucleotides long. NCBI's taxonomy places the organism in Eukaryota, Fungi, Glomeromycota, Glomeromycetes, Entrophosporales, Entrophosporaceae. The record is from the annotation of a GenBank genome assembly.